CCUCCGCCAGAAAGCCAGUCCGAUGCAGCCGGAUUUGGGGAAGGUGGAGGAGGUCCGAGUGAUACGGGAUCGGGAAGUGGCGGUUCUGGUGGUUUUGGCCUGUUCAACAUGUUCGGUUCUAACUCGAACAACUCAUCUUCAGACUCUUCCGCUGCUAGCAAUUCAUCCACAAGUGGUUCCGUGGUUGAUCUGGGUAUCCGAUCGCUUAAAGAUGACGCGUUGAGAGAUGAGGAGCCCAAGUAUGCAGCUGGGUAUCGUCGACAAGAAGGGGAUUGA
Echinostoma caproni is the source of this 276-nucleotide messenger RNA. Lineage: Eukaryota; Metazoa; Platyhelminthes; Trematoda; Plagiorchiida; Echinostomatidae. The record is from the annotation of a GenBank genome assembly.